Molecule: messenger RNA, 3019 nt
Organism: Esox lucius (northern pike)
Lineage: Eukaryota; Metazoa; Chordata; Actinopteri; Esociformes; Esocidae
Gene: sack1c
Product: family with sequence similarity 83 member C
Exons: 4
Coding region: 999-2750 (583 amino acids)
Source: RefSeq, a predicted model, not a curated record
GAAAGGCAAAAUAAGAAAAACGCUUAAUGUCUGAGCUUUGCUGAUUUUCCCCUGUUAAAAACUUGUUAUUCAUGUGUGGCUGCUUUUUUAUUUGCAGUCACCUUUUAUGUAAAUUAUAUCCUGCUACACAGGCACUCCUCCAUAGUCUCUGUAUUUACAAUUCAAAUGAAGUGGCAGUUGAACCACAGGCAAGCCUAUUAGAUCUUUAACAUGUACAUUGAUAAUAUCUGAACUAGAGUUAAAUCUUACAAGAAAGUGUUAGACACAAUAGGUUCAUGGGGCAUUGAUCUCUUCACAGACCUUAAAUCUGCUCUGUGACUUGACCUAAAACAAAUGAAUUUUGUAGACCAAGAUGGACACAACAACCUAGAGGCCCUCUGACAUUGCUUAACACAUUAGCCUAUUACAUAAAUACAAUAAAUAUGUUAUGAGAGUAUAACAGGUUUAACAAUAUAAAAGUGAUUUGUUUUGUAACCUAUAUUUGGAGAAGUUGCAACCAUUCACCGGUUGUUGUACACAGACCACAACAACAGUAACAUAACAAAGGGGAGUUAUUCUCAUGUUGUCCUUUAAUAACUUUAUCCCACUCACGGGGAGGGGUGGAAUUUAGAGAGCUCUCAGAGUAAUCAUGUUGGAAAAUAUGUGUGUAGAGACCUCCCUCGCUGUUACGCGCUAUCACAGCGAGACGACGGGAUAGGUUUUUUGUUUCAUAUCACGUGAGCGAGAGGUGGGGCUAGUUUACAUUAGACACCACCCAAUACGACUAAAGACAGGUAGAGACAGGUGAGCUGGAGGCGGUGUACUUCUGAAUGAAAUCAACAACGCCUGCAGUCCCUGUCAAUGUUUGACAAAUAGUGUAGUCAAGUAUUUUUCAGUUUAGGACGUUUGAAACUACUUUCUGUUUUUGAAAAUAUAUUAUGAAGUUUGCUGUUGUGCUAUAGAGUAUUUUAGAUUACGAGAGUCACAGACAUCAGUUACCUUUGUGCUGCGUAGGCACAAUGAUGAGCUCCGACGAUCUCCGGCCGACAAAUAAUUCUGGUCGCAAACCACUAGGUAAGCUCGCCACAAGGUUGGAAGAAGUGAAGAACCCAUGGCGACAAGGGUCGACGCUCGAGCUUAGCCACAAUGAGACGGCCAGGCUGGCAACAGACGCUCUACUGGAGUCAGGAGAAAAGGAAUACAGACGAGUUCUGACAGUGGAAAGGGAAUUAAACUUUCUCUCUUCGCUUGAGAUUCGUUAUAUUACUGAACAUGCAGCUAAGAACUGCAGCUCCGACAACAGCGCAAAUGGCACUGACCGGGACAUUGGAGAGGGGGAUACGGUGUCAGAGCUCACCUCGGGGACUUAUUUCCCAAUGAUGUCUGACGAGGAGCCACCAAUUCUGGAACUAGGAUGGCCAGAAAACCCACAUCGAUACGGACCCUCAGAAACACAGAUCUAUUUCCAGAGAGACAAGUCUCACAAUGUGAAAGACCUCAUUCGGUCAUUAAUAAAUAAAGCAAAAAAGGUCAUAGCGUUGGUCAUGGACCUCUUCACAGAUGUUGAUCUGCUGUGUGACUUAAUGGAGGCCUCGAACAAGCGCAAGGUCCCUGUGUACAUUCUACUGGAUGAAAAGAACCUCAACUACUUUGUCGACAUGUGUGCUGCCCUGGACAUCCAGAAUUCUCACCUGGGGAACAUGAGAAUACGCAGUGUGUGUGGAGAUACCUAUUGCACCAAAAGUGGGAAAAAGUUCACUGGACAGGUCCAGGAAAAGUUUUUAAUUAUUGACUGUGAGGAAGUCAUCGCUGGGUCCUACAGUUUUAGCUGGCUCUCGGCACAGGUCCACAGCAACAUGGUGAUGCACUUCUCUGGGCAGAUCACUGACAGCUUCGACCGAGAAUUCCGCUGCCUUUAUGCUGACUCUCAGAUCAUUGACUGCUUCCACAACCCAGAUGAAGAGGGUCUUCCAUACUACCCAUACCCUGUGAUGGUACCCAACAUGCUAGACCUCUUCACCCAGAGGCCUCGGGACAGGGAGAAGUUUCCGGGUUCGGAUAACUCUAGCAGCCAAUCCAGCAGCAGCAUGUCCAGUGUCAAGGCAGCACCCGGCAUGACAAAUACAGUUUACAAGGUUAAUCAAGGUCCCAAGAAAGAGCCCAGCAACUCUCAUAUGAGCCCUGAGAGGAGAGGAGGAACUUUAUCUCCCACCCCUCAUAAUCACCCCCCACAAGCCACCAGAGGCUCUCACAAUGGGAACAGUAAAACCCUAUCUUCUGAACGCCCUUCCUCUACAGAGUGGUCCAAGUCCCGCUCUGCUGAGUUCCUUGGACCAAGUGUCGUGGGAACCACAUCUAAGUUUCAGGCUCUCGGUGUGUAUGAUCACAAGUCAAACCUAUUCAACAGUAGCCCCAACACACAGUCUCCAGUGCAGGAGACUCCACUUUCUCCCAAGCAAAGGACUUCCUCUAACCCCUUCCUCACCAAGCUUACUGACCUCUUCCUUCCCCCAACCAAGAAGGACCUCCUUCCCCUAACGGAAAAGGACACCUACAACUAUCAGAAGGUUCCUUUUAACAGCACACCCUUUGCAGGGCCAGACCUAUCCCAGGCCGAGCCGGAGAAUCCUCCGCCACCGCCCCCAGGGAUAAAUCGACAUGAACACAAACGUAUGACGUUAGGCCACAGCAAAUUGGACCUGGUUAACCACUACAACAAGAUGAAGUCCAAGCAAGUGUAUAGUAGGUUUGAAUUAAAGAAUAACCACUGAGAAAAAUUGGUUGGUAACUAUCUAAUGACAAAUGCACUUACUGUAACAGGAACUGCUAAAUGUAAAAUAAAAUAGAAAAAAUAAUAAAUGUUAAAUGUAACUGCGUCUGUGCUGGGACCGUGGCUAAUGUUUUCUACCCACAUCGCACAUAACCGCAUGAGACCUCUGGGAAGCAGCAAAGUUUGUUGUUGUAUUUACACCGAUCAGCCAUAACAUUAAGACCACCUGCCUAAUAUUGUGUAGGUCCCCCUUUUGCCGCAGAACCAGCC